AUGAUCACAACCCUUCCUGGCCUGUAUCUCGCCACGGUGGGGGUGAUAAAGCCGAUUGUGUGGUUGGCCGAUCUGAGUGGGAGUGUGGUCUGCUCCACUGCCAUGCUGCGAUUUAUCAACCUUCUCUUCAACUCUGGCAACUUGUACCUGCUCCAUCUGCUCAUCUGCAAACUGCACCAACGAGAGAAGACUCGUACAGCCUCACAACGGAUCCUGUCGGCUCUCUCCCUCUCCACCUUCCCAUUGCUGUACUUCUUCAACUUCUUGUACUACACAGACGCCGGCUCUACUUUCUUCAUCCUCUUCACAUACCUCAUGACUCUGUAUGGCUGCCACAAGGCCUCAGCACUCUUGGGCGUAUGUGCCAUACUCUUCCGCCAAACCAACAUAAUCUGGGUGGCUUUCUGCGCCGGAUCGGUGGUUGCUGCCAAAAUGGACGAAACCUGGAGAGCGGAUCAGACCAAGAAGAAAGACGAGCACAAAUCACAAGUUCCGCUGAAUAUAAGUGGAGUGAAAAAAGUUCUGGGUUUCACAUUUGAGUUUGUGACCAGCCCUGUGCAUAUUAAUCGUGGGUGA
Molecule: messenger RNA, 576 nt
Organism: Knipowitschia caucasica
Lineage: Eukaryota; Metazoa; Chordata; Actinopteri; Gobiiformes; Gobiidae
Source: the annotation of a GenBank genome assembly